Molecule: messenger RNA, 4044 nt
Organism: Hemibagrus wyckioides
Lineage: Eukaryota; Metazoa; Chordata; Actinopteri; Siluriformes; Bagridae
Gene: nog2
Product: noggin 2
Exons: 1
Coding region: 1500-2192 (230 amino acids)
Biological process (GO): negative regulation of BMP signaling pathway; dorsal/ventral pattern formation; negative regulation of cell differentiation
Source: RefSeq, a predicted model, not a curated record
UUCUCCGCUGAAGAACUCUGAGCGCGUGAAACCAAACCUGAAUGCUAACACCUGGCCAUGGAUCCGAGUGCCUCUGUCUCGCUCGGUUGUGACGUGAUUUCUGUUUUAUUCUACAUUUAAAAAAAAAAUGUAAUUACUGAUCGUGCUCUUAUCACCUCCAUCUGCUGUAUGUAUGUAUAUAUAUAUAUAUAUGUUGGAUAAAUGAUGUUGAGUCUCGCGACUGCGAAAAACAACGUCAAAUUUCUCAUUUAUGACCUGGAAUGUGCAAGAUAUGGAAAAUCACAAGAUUGUCAAGUGUGUGUGUGUGUGUGUGUCAGUUGGUGGGCUGGCCCCGCUGGAGGGAGGGGGUGUAUAGAGGGGGAUAUUUAACUUGAGUAGAAAGCGGAGAUUUCUGCACAAACACACUGCGCACACUCUUGCACAGCGCGAGAGGUCCGCGCGACCAGCUGUAAACUCACUCACUCACUCACGCGCUCGUCAAGUGUAGCACGCGGAGGUGCAAACUGAGGGAUACAUUAUUCACACAACGAGGGAGACCGGAGAUCGUAAAGACAUGAACACACCGAGGAUUUAAACAACAACAACAAAAAAUCUAAAACAAAAUCAUUGUUCAGGAAAUCCGACGCAGGGUGAAAUGGCAUGACAUGAUGUCCACGCAGAGCUCUUGAGAAGAGAGUUGGCUUCUGCACGCGGAGGACACACUCACGAAAUUGUGUCCUAAAAGGAAAGCACUGGAUACGCAUUUUUAGACUUCAGUGAAGGAGCUGCUGGUGAAAUUCUUGAAAAUUUUUUAAAAAGCUGCUAGAAGGAGGAGGAACCGGGGGCAGCGCCGCGGCGGCGGGACCGACUGGAGCCGAGAGAGAGAGGGAGAGAGAGAGAGAGAGAGAGAGAGAGUAAAAAUAAACUCUCUCUCUCUUCCUCGUGACAUUUAAAAACGCACCGGCACGAGGAGAGGACACAUCCGGGUCUCCCGGUGAACGCAACGUACGCGGGUGGGAAGUCUCCGUCCCAUGUCGCGCGCAGCGACAGGGACUGUCACACACACACACAGAGAGAGAGAGAGAGAGAGAGAGAGAGAGAGAGAGUGUCACCCAUGUCGCUAUGGUGACCGAUUGAACUGAGGGAGACUCGCGUGCGCAGGAGGAGGAGGGUGAAGGCAAAAAGGCUGCACGACAAGAGACGUGUUUGAAGUUUGUUUUGAAAAAGUGCUUGUCUGAGGAUUGCUUCCCUUUUUGGGUGAGAUAUUUGAUCUAAGCGCGAGGAGAGGAAAAAUAGAGACAGAGAGGAGAGAGGAGAGAAAGCGCCCGCGCGUUCCAUGCAACUCCGGUUCCAGGUCAUUCAAACCGCGCCGCUGUAUUUAAAAGAAGGAAGCUGUCGUGCUGCUUGGACUACUGUUUAUGUUGCGCGCGCGCGGAUCUGGGAGCGCACGUUAUUAACCCACCCCCCUAUCCGUUCUUCUUCUUCUUCGUCUUCUUCUACAUUACCGAGAUAUAAUCGCCAUGCGACUAUCCCGCGCGCUGCUGCUCGUCUGCGCUCUGUUGACGCUCGUGCUGCUGGUGUGCGCACGCCGUGGCGCCGACGCUGCUCACCGUUACUUGAGGCUUCGCCCUUCGCCGAGCGAGCACCUCCCUGUACCGGACCUGAUAGAGGACCCGGACCCGGAGUACGACCCGCGCGAGCAGGAUCUGUCCGAACGCGCGCUGCGCAAGAAGCUGGGCAGCGGCUACGACGGCGACUUCAUGUCCGUGAGCGCGCCCAUGCAGCUGCUAAUCAUCAACUCCACCACCACCACCGCGAGUCCGAGCUCCUCUGCGUACGCGCACGCACCCAGCGGUGCCAUGCCGGCCGAGAUCAGGAGGCUGGACCUGACGCAGACGCCAUACGGGCUCCGUGUGAAGGUGGGCAAGAAGGCGCGGCGAAAGUUCCUGCAGUGGCUGUGGACGCACACGCACUGCCCCGUCGUCCACGUGUGGAAGGAUCUCGGCGUGCGCUUCUGGCCGCGUUACGUCAAAGAGGGACACUGCUUCAGCGAGCGCUCGUGUUCACUACCUGAGGGUAUGUUCUGCAAACCGACCAAGUCCGUCACCAAGACGUUCCUGCGCUGGUACUGCCAGGGCUUCCUGCCCCAGAAAUACUGCACGUGGAUUCCCGUGCACUACCCCAUCAUCUCUGAGUGCAAGUGCUCCUGCUGAGUGCGCGCGCAGUGUGUGUGUGUGUGUGUGUGUGUGUGAGAGAGAGAGAGAGAGAGAGAUAAAUAAUAUUAAUAUGAGACAAAGAAAAAGCACGAGAGAGUGGGCGCGUUUACGCGACACCUCUGUGAAGAUGCACGGACUGAAGUGUGCUCUUCUGAUGACAAACAAUAAAUUACAGUAAUUCUAAUAAUUAUAGUAAUAAUAAUUUUAUUGUUGCACUGUGUUCUCGCGAACUGAAAAGUGUGUGUGUGUGCGCGCGCGCGCGCGUAUGUGUGUGUGUGGUGUGUGAGGCGCCAUAUAGCAAAUCUAUUUUUUUAUAUAUAGCAUUUUGAUUUAAAAAUGAAAUAAUAAUAUACCUGUACAUAUUUAAAUGAAAAAAGACGGAAAGGAUGCAGCUACUUGUUAUCGUUAUUAUUAUUUUAUUAUUGUUGUUGUUGUUGUGUAAAAUGAGCAGGACCACGCGCACAGAGGAGAACUUUUCCGGAAGUGCUCUUGUCCCGGAAGUGCUUUAACUGACUGACUGACUCACUGCCAUGCUGCCUACAGCUUUUUAUAUCCUAUUAAUAAUCAGUGAUAAUUAUAAUAGUAAUAACAUAAAUAAUUAUAAAAUGGAACAUUAAGGAUGAAAUUCUAUAUUUUAAGCGUGAAUUAUAGAGUAUUUUGUUGUUGAAAAUAGUAUUUUAGUAAAUACUGUGUCAUGUUUAUUAUUUAUUGUUGUAACUUGUGUUGAGUUUAGAGACAGAAAUGAAACCAGAGCAGAGAGCGAGCAGUGUACAACGCCUUGGAGACACAGUUUAGCAAUAAAAUCUCAAAACCUCUCUGAUCAACUGGAUAGUGUGUGUGUGUGUGUGUAGCAGUGGGUUUCUCAGACACUGGGCUUCGUUUAUCACACUGGAUGUAAAGUAAUUUACUGUAUAAUUGUUUGUAGAGUGUUUUUAUGAAAGUACGGUUAGUUUGGAAAAACGUGUCAAGGAGACGCAUUAACGUGAACCUUGCUUUCAAGGCAUAGAAUUGUCGUUGAGUGACUGUGAUUUUAUAAAUAUUCAAAUGUUUAUAUCAUUUAUUUAUUUAAGUUACAUCACAGUUUUGUGAAACUUAGACGCUUCAUAUUAAUGACUUGGGAAAAAAAGCAAUUCCAAAAUAAUUCUGUAAAUAAACAGAAAUUAAGCUAAUAGUUGAGCAUGAAUCUAGUGAAAGGGGAAGUUCGGAUCUAUAAGCGGUGCACUGCAGUGGCCAGGCUGCGUUACUGGACACAGGAAAUCUUUCUCUCUUUAUUUAUUUGGUCAUUUUUAUAUUUGUGAGCUUUGCAUUUUAUGGCGUUUUGUGGGCGUGGCUAAAUAUAAAUCAUUUGUGUCAUAAAUCUGCUUGCUAAUUUGUACAUGAUUGGCUUUUCAAUUUGCCCUAAAAAUGACACCGUAAACACUGAGAUAAUCUGAAAUCAUUAGCAGGAGCAGAUUCCAAACUACUGCACUUUAGCUUACCAUCAUGCACCAACAUGACCAAGAUAAAUCUCAGAAGAAAUGAGUGUAAAGGUAAAGAGUGUAAAAGCUGAAGUUAAACGCUGACAAAUGAGACUUUUCCAUUCUGGAAAAAGUAAACAUCAAAGUAAAGUUCUAUGUAAUUUUCAGUAAUGACUUAAGUAAAAGUAAAUUUUAAUAAGAGUGUAUCUGUCUCAAACAUGUAACACACUGGUCACUUCUAGGCAACUCCAAUCAAGUGCACUAUUAAUACAGAAAUGGCAGAUUUUGUGCUCAACAUUCACUCCCUGCUCUACAUAUGACAAACAUCUAGAACAGUCCACUACAUAGUGUUUAGUGCAAGAAUGCAGUGUGUAGUGUGUGAUUUGAGACAG